Oldenlandia corymbosa var. corymbosa is the source of this 2206-nucleotide messenger RNA. The record is from the annotation of a GenBank genome assembly. Lineage: Eukaryota; Viridiplantae; Streptophyta; Magnoliopsida; Gentianales; Rubiaceae.
CACACAUAAAUAGUACUAGUAGCAGUAUGAUAAGUAUCUCAGAAAUGUCCAUCGUAAUAUAAUUAAUAAAUGCCAGUUGGACCAAACACAGCUUGCCAAGCUCAUGAGUCAUGACUCAAAUCACAUCAUAAGAAAAGUAGUAGCCAGAAAGAGAAACCAAUAUAAGUAGCAAAUACGAGACCAAGUCUGCCCGCCCCCGGGACCCAAACCCAGCCAGCCUGGCUGCUUAUCACUCCCCAGUCACUCCCCUGUUUCCGUGUGCGCGUUUUAUCCGUAUUCAUGCUCUCCUCUUUCGGCUCUUCCCUCGCCAACAUAUAUAUACUACCGGAACAAAUUCUCACUCCCCAACUUAUCUAAAUUAUAACUUAUCUUAUCAUCAUCACUCCAACUCUAAAAAUACUACACUCAAUCAACCGAGAUUCCAAUUGUCAACCAUCCCCUUCCCUUUAUAUAAGCCUCUGUUAUUCGGUUCCAUUCUUUGACCACGAGACUCAUUUGCCAAGUCCUUUUUUCAAUCGAGUCUAGAAUCUUAUUUUUGGCCAACUCUCAGAAUCUGUCUACAACUUUACUUGAACAAGAAGAAGAAUGGAGUUCUUGUCGUUUUGCUAUUCUGACCCGCUUCCGCAUUCCCCCCUCUGGUUUUCUGAUCAUCUUCCCGAAUCUUCUUCCACUUCUGAUAGUGCUAACAACGCCUGCAGCAAGGCCAAUUUCUCCGACGAAGAAGUUCUGCUCGCUUCCAACAAUCCCAAGAAACGGGCCGGCCGGAAGAAGUUCAGGGAAACCCGGCACCCGGUCUACAGGGGAGUCCGACGAAGGAAUUCCGGCAAGUGGGUUUGUGAAGUCAGGGAGCCCAACAAGAAAACCAGGAUUUGGCUCGGCACUUUCCCCACUGCUGAAAUGGCGGCCCGAGCUCAUGACGUGGCUGCCAUUGCCCUCAGGGGACGAUCCGCUUGUCUCAAUUUCGCCGACUCUGCUUGGAGGUUGCCGAUUCCGGAUUCCUCCGAUGCUAAGGACAUUCAGAAAGCCGCGGCCGAGGCCGCCGAGGCAUUCCGGCCGGCAGAAUCCGAGAGCAUGCUGUCUGGAAACUCUGGCGACGACAAUACGAAUAAUCAUAAGCAAAAUACAGAGGAAUGCGCAUCGUUCCCAUCCGCUGAUCAGGAUGAGGUUUUCUACAUGGACGAGGAAGCGGUUUUCGGAAUGCCCGGUUUGCUGGCAAAUUUGGCUGAAGGAUUGAUGCUUCCGCCACCCCAGUGUGGAGUUGGGAACGAGAUCAACGAAGGAGAUCAUGCUGACAUGUGUUUGUGGAGUUACUCAAUUUGAUUGACGGUUUAAAAAAAAAAAAAAAAACCAGAAAUGAGUUAUAAAUAUAGCUCAGCUCUACUGGUUAAGUGAGAUUGCGAAUAGGAUAUAUAUAAUAGGUAGCAUUUGGCUUAGGAUUUAGAGGGUAAUUAGUUAAUGUAGGAGUGCUAAUUUUCUUGUUUUAUUCCUUUGAUGAUCCGUACAGUGUAUUUUUGCCCCUAUGGGACCCAAGUACGGAUUGUGUCAAAAGGAAUAUGCGAAAGCAGAUUUUGGGAAACUAGUCUAGGCACUAGGCAGCAGUAUUGUGAACGAGACAGCCAGCCGCCACUUUUAUGCUUUGGUGUUUCAGCCGUUAUAAAUGUCAAAAAUAAAAUAAAUGUGUGAAAUUAAUUAAGGAAAAAAGUAAUAGUGUACUUAAAUCUCAGACUCAUCAAGCCCUUCUCUUUGCCCAGUAGCAAGUAGUCGAUUCCGUCCUACCCAAUGCAAACACCAAAAGCCACUAUUUUAUGUAUAAAUAUAAUGGUCACAACGACGGAAGAGGUAUGCAUCCAAAGCGAUAUACUAUCAUGAAGUUUCUUGGAAAUGGUCAAAAUGCCCGCUAUGCUACUCCUGGCCGUGGUGACAUCAUGACCUAUCUCUACCCCUUUAGUCAAAAAAAACCCUUGAAUUUUUUUUUUAUAACAAUUUUGAUUAAGAUGAUUAUGGAUGAAGGGGUACAUGUACAUAGCAACUUAUGAAGCCAGGCGGAGUCAAGAGAAAUGUUCAGCUGCUUGAACAUCUCGACCAUGGCAGCCCCUAAACCAAAACAACCAAAGCAGUUGCCCUUUUUCUGGUUAUGUGGAAAUCUAGCAACAUGUACUUCUGUUUUGUUAUGCUACCCGAGCGUUAUGUAGUUUUUUUUUUUUUU